CCAGUAUUACGUCCAUUAUGUCUCGAUUCUCCCUCCAAGGUCGAACCGCCCUCGUCACCGGCGGUGCCCGGGGCUGCGGUCUUGCCUUUGCGCGCGGUCUCGCCCAAGCAGGUGCCAACGUAGCCAUCUUCGACCGGAUACCUCCUGAGGAGGGGUUUCUAUCUAUCGAGAAGGAGUAUGGUGUGCGGACUGCAUAUUACGAAGUGGACGUAUCCUCCCCCGAGUCCCUCGCCACCGGCUUCGGCGCCUUCCAAACAGACUUCAACAAUGCACUAGACAUCUGCGUCCCUUGCGCAGGUAUUAACCGACACCAGACAUUCCUUGAAUUCAAUUACGCCGACCAUCAAGAGCUGCUGGGUGUGAAUGUGCUAGGCCUAUUCCAUACAGCCCAGCUGGCGGCACGGCAGAUGAUUGCCAAUGGCACAAAACACGGGAGUAUCGUGCUGGUGGCGAGUAUGGCGAGCCACGUGGCGGUACGGAGCCAGCUGUGCAGUGCGUAUUGUGGGAGUAAGGGGGCGGUGAGGGCAAUGUGUCCUGCUAUUGCGAAGGAGUUGGCUGAAUAUGGUAUCCGCGUGAAUUCGAUUUCACCGGGAUAUGUAAGGACGGAGAUGACUGCUGCUUUCCCCCAUUUGAUCGAAGAAUGGAAAUCAGCAGCGAUGAACGGCCGCAUCGCCGAGCCGGAGGAUAUCAUGGGAGCGUGUGUGUUUCUGGCGAGCGAUGCAAGUUCGUACAUGACGGGGCAGGAUGUGAUCGUGGAUGGGGGGGUGACUAAAAACAACCUCAUCCGCUACGGCACACCCGUGACUCUCCUCGACGACCGCCCGACAGCAACAUCAACCGGCAAAGCAGACGGUCUGCAGCCGAAGACCAUCGAGACGCUGAAACAACUGAGGCUAUCGGAUGAGCUGCUCCGCAAUGGGGCCAAGGUGUAUGAUAUUUGUUUCUGGGAAUCCACCCCCCAAUCCCCAACCCUCACCCGCACAUCCCGCCAAACGCACUACCCCGAGCACCUCGUCGGCGCCUCAGACCCCUACAUUCUCCUCGCACACCAGGGCAUGCUCGAGGACGUGCUUAUCAAAGAUAUAGAAGAGCGCGGGGGAAAUGUUCAGCGAAACAGCCCAUUCGUGUCUGUGUCUAAAACACAAGACGGGAGUGGAUUGCUAGAAGUGAUCUACAACGACAACACAACAAACACGAAAAAGAUUAUUCGUACGAAAUACCUCGUUGGAUGCGAUGGUGCGAGAUCCAAGGUUCGGGACUUUAUUCCUGGCGCGCAGUUGGAGGGGGAAAUGAGUAAUGCUUCUUGGGGGGUGUUGGAUGGAGUCAUCGACACCGACUUCCCCGACCUAUGGAGUAAGGUGGCUGUUCGCUCGCACACGGCGGGAUCAAUUCUCUGGAUUCCUAGGGAGCGCGGAAUGACGAGACUGUAUGUUGAACUUAGUUCCACGGACGGGGAGAGGGUCGAUAGGGCCAAGGCGACGCCAGAGUACGUCAUGGCUAGGGCGCGAGAGGCGAUGCAGCCUUUCCGGUUGGAGUGGAAGGAAAUUGAAUGGUUCGGCAACUACGUCGUCGGACAACGCGUCGCUCGCCGAUUCAGCGACCCCGAGAACCAGAUCUUCAUUGCCGGCGAUGCCGGCCACGUGCACUCCGCCCUCGCAGCCCAAGGCGCCAACACCAGCAUGCACGACAGCGUGAACCUAGCGUGGAAAUUGAACCUUGUAGCCCGAAACCUCGCCCCAGCAUCCCUACUAAACACCUACUCCGAUGAACGACGAAAGAUCGCCAACGACCUGAUUGCCUUUGAUGCAGGGCACGUCGCGGCGUUCGAGAAAGGCGAGGCGGCACUUGCUCGAAACUUCGAGGAGAAUAUCCGGUUUAUCUCAGGCGUCGGGGCUGAGUAUGACGCUGGUGUUCUUACGAAGUCAGCUGAUGGUAAAGUGAAAGGUGGAAUUCAGGCGGGCACAUUGACUCGUCCUGCGAAAGUGACGAGGUAUAUUGAUGCUAAUUUGGUGGAUCUGCAACUUGAUAUCCCGAUGAUGGGACAGUUCAGGGUGGUUUUGUUUGUGGGGGAUGUGGUUGGUGGGAAGGGGUUUUUGCAAGGGUUUUGUGGAGAGGAUGCGUUGGAGGGGGUGAAUGGGGUGGCAAGGGAGUCGUAUAAGAAGUGUCCUCGGGGGGUUAGUGAUGGGGAUAAGUAUUUCCCGUUGGAGAGGUAUACGACUGUCUCGGAGGUGGUGACGUACGGGUUAGUGACGAGGAGUCAUAAGAGAGAGUUUGAGCUGGGGGAUUUGCCCGAGUUGCUGCAGAAGAGUCGGUGGACGGUGUAUUUGGAUGAUGUGGAGGGUGGGAAGGGGUGUACUGGGAAGUGGAUGGGGGAGAUGGAGAGGGAUCAGGUCGGGGUGAUGGUUGUCAGGCCGGAUGGGUAUGUUGGGGCGAAGGGGGUGUGGGGAUGGAGUGAGGGAGAAGGAUCGAGAGCGGCGGAGUGGGUGGGGGAGUAUCUGGCUAUGGGGAAGUAG
Messenger RNA from Aspergillus neoniger CBS 115656, 2513 nucleotides. RefSeq names its product FAD binding domain protein. The transcript has 10 exons. Bases 18 to 2513 code for a protein of 831 amino acids. Gene Ontology annotation, molecular function: FAD binding; oxidoreductase activity. The record is from RefSeq and is a predicted model, not a curated record. NCBI's taxonomy places the organism in Eukaryota, Fungi, Ascomycota, Eurotiomycetes, Eurotiales, Aspergillaceae.